CUCCCCAAGAAAAACCCUUUGUGCCUUCUCUUUCAUCUCCUCUCCUUCCAUUUCUCUCUUUUUCCAUCUCCAAUGGCUACCAAAGGUAUGGUGCCGAGGCCGACCAUAAACCAUACUGGAUUUCCAACGGAAGUUCGCUCCCACUCUCACCCGUUUGGCCAAGUCCACUUGCCCAAGAAAACUAUGACUCCUAAACAGUCACUCGUAAAUUUUGCUUCUGUGGCAGCUCCAUCUAUGGGGGCGGCUGCAGCGAGUACUAGUUAUGACUAUAAUUUGGCUUGUUUCUGGAGGGAGAUUCAAGGCUUAAACAACUGGGAAGACCUAGUUGAACCCUUGCACCCUCUUCUCCGGAAAGAAAUCAUUCGCUAUGGUGAGUUCGUGGCUGCAUGCUAUAAAGCUUUCGAUCUCGACCCCAACUCAAAACGCUACUUGAAUUGCAAGUAUGGAAGGAGGAGUAUGCUGAGGGAGAUAGGGAUGGAAGACUGUGGUUACCAAGUAACCAAGUACAUCUACGCUACCCCAGACAUCGAUAUCCCAAUCCCAAAUGGGGAAUCAUGUGGUCGGUGGAUUGGAUACGUGGCUGUGGCGUCAGAUGAUGCUGUCAGGCGGCUUGGGAGGAGAGACAUAAUGAUUACUUUCCGGGGAACAGUCACGAAUCCUGAAUGGAUCACUAACCUUAUGAGCUCGCUGACUCCAGCACGGCUCGACCCUUAUGACCCGAGGCUAGACGUGAAGGUGGAGGCAGGGUUUUUAAGCUUGUAUACCUCUGAUGAAAAUGACAAAUUCGGACUAGGAAGUUGCCGACAGCAGCUAUUGUCUGAGGUUUCACGGUUGUUAAAAGAGUACAAAGGUGAGGAUGUUACCAUAACCUUGGCUGGUCAUAGCAUGGGAAGUUCUUUGGCUGUCCUUCUUGCUUAUGACAUAGCUGAGCUCGGUCUGAACAGAAAGGAAAUGGACGGAGAAAUUCCAGUCACUGUUUUCUCAUUUGGCGGUCCAAGAGUGGGAAAUUCAGCCUUCAAGGAGAGAUGCGAAGAUCUAGGAGUGAAGGUAUUGAGAAUAGUAAACGUAAAUGACCCCAUCACAAAGCUACCUGGGGUUUUCUUUAAUGAGAAAUUCAAGGUUUUGGGAGGGAAGUUUGAGCUUCCAUGGAGCUGCUCGUGUUAUGCUCAUGUGGGUGUGGAAAUAGUCCUUGAUUUCUUCAACAUGCAAAACCCUUCCUGUGUUCAUGAUCUCCAAACCUACAUCGGCUUGCUGAAAUGUCGAAAGAUAGCGCGGAUGCAGAAGGAUGGAGAUCGAGUAGAUUUUUUGGAUAGGGCUAGCGAGUUGUUCUUGAGUGCCCAUAAUAUUAACAUGUUCCCAUGGAUAGAAGUUGCCUCCAAUAUGGUAAACAUGUUUCAGUCCCAAAGGACGUGAUGUUCGUGGUAUGUGAUGACUUAAAGGGUGCAGGAGAAGUCUUACAAAUUUUUUUGGUCUGUGCAGAGGAAAAAAGGAGUUUGUCUAUGUGUUAAUCUAUUGUACAUCGGAGACUUUUUUUUUUUUUUUGAUAAUCUCUUAAACCAAGGAAAAAGGGAAAAUAUUUCUCUCCUAUUCAUGUAUUGUAUUUUAUUUACGUUUGGUUCAUAGAAUUGAUCACAUUGUAUAUAAAAAGUGAAAAAUUUGAGAACAGAUGCGCGCUUGAUGAUAUUGGAAUUGUUUCGGAGGAGAUGCUCUUGAGGGGUUUGGAGUCCAAUUGUACUCGUGUUGCUGCUGAUGCUGCAUCUAAUGUGAUGGUGCCUUGAAUUUUAAUGAUGAAGAGUAGGAUUUUAUUUAACGAACACAGAAAUUCUAUUACUAACAAUAAAAAGUCAUUGUAUAAAGCUGAUCAUUAGAU
This is a messenger RNA of Rubroshorea leprosula, 1870 nucleotides long. NCBI's taxonomy places the organism in Eukaryota, Viridiplantae, Streptophyta, Magnoliopsida, Malvales, Dipterocarpaceae. The record is from the annotation of a GenBank genome assembly.